This is a messenger RNA of Etheostoma cragini (Arkansas darter), 1421 nucleotides long. It is a transcript of the gene rd3l, whose product is annotated as retinal degeneration 3 like. The coding region runs from base 535 to 1188 and encodes 217 amino acids. The transcript is spliced from 3 exons. The record is from RefSeq and is a predicted model, not a curated record. NCBI's taxonomy places the organism in Eukaryota, Metazoa, Chordata, Actinopteri, Perciformes, Percidae.
AAGAGGAGCUCAAAUGCAACACACAUGGCUUGGCAACGAACAUGCACUCUCGUCCUCUUCCUUUCUCUCCAAUGCACACAUUUUGUGCACGCUACAAAGCAGCUGACCUUACAACAAGCUGCACAUAGAAGACUGGGUGAAGGGAGAGGGGAGGUGGCAGCUCUUAGUCAGUUAGCAGUCUGUGACUAACUCUAAUGGAAAAGUCUGCAUGACAGGAGCAGUGGGAGAGACGAUAGGGACAAGACAAUAACUACAACACAAAGAGGAAAAAAAUCGCUUCCAACAACCAAGACAUCGGAGGAUUGCUGCCGACACACAAGUGAUGUGUUCCACUGAAGGCAGCUGACACCAAGGGACAUCGUUGACAGCAAGUAAAGGACUAAAGUUUACAUGAACUGACCCAUGGAGACAAGGAGCUGGGGGCUGUACUUAGUCAAAAGCUCAUCUUUUCUAUUCAAUUGCUGAUUAUCUCACACAAGCGUCAGCGGUCCAGUUUUCACAUGUAAUUUUCCAGGACUGUCUGCUUUGACUGCCAUGCCCCUGUUUAGCUGGAUGAAAUGGACCCACGAAAAAAGAGUGCAGGCUCAGGAUGAAGCACUUCUAAAGACCUCGAGGGUCUUACCUAGUCACAUGUUGAUCAGAGAGCUUCUGUGGCAUGUGGAGGAACGUGAGCGGCUUGCAAGGGAAACCGUGGGUCUCCACUGGUUUCAGAAGUACCCAAGGUUACGGACCCUCAUCCCCACAUCAGAGCUACAUCAGCUGGAGCUCCUGUGUGCCCAGAUCCCACCCAGCCACGCAGCCACCGUACUGUCUAGGUUUCGUGAGGUGCUUUCCACAAAUAACAUUAGGCCUUGGGAGCUGGCAUCUGUCUUCAAGCAGGUGCUAAGGGACUUGAGCCAAAAAGAAUAUGAUGAAGAGCACACUCUCUCGGUGCAGCCAGUGCAGCCAGCACAGCUCCGACCAAUGGAAGCUUGCACCAGCCGCUACAUAAUGAAGCAGGGUUUUGUACCACCCCCUGUCGCCAACUGUGGAGACCAACCAAGGGAGGAGAUCCCAACGAUCUCUGGAUACGUGGAUCGGGCCCUGCGGCACUCUGGUUCAUUUGCAGGGUCCAACAGAGACUGGGACCUUCCUUAUUACUAUCCAGUUUCUCUCAGACCCAUAGGAAUGUACAGCACUACACUGUGAGACGACACACUGCUGUAGUUUUUGUGUUUAACACAAGGAAAAGACAUCCACAAUGGGGAAUAAGAUGCAGGAACUCGAAUAUAUGUAUUAGCUGCAGAUAUAUCAUGUAAAGAUGCCCCGAUCACAUCUUUUGGCCUCAGAUAUCGAUUGUAAAUCAAUGAGCGCUAUCUGUCAUUAGAGGGCAAAUAACAAUUAUUUUUGUGUUGUUUUCUUUAGUUUUAGGCACUAAUACA